AUGACAGCUGUAAAUGCUGGUAAAAAAUUCUGGGGUUGUCCAAAUUACAAGUUUGGUGAUGCUGAAGAACAAGGAUGCAACUUUUUCAAGUGGUCUUUAGAGGAAUAUGUGGAUGAAAGGGAUUUGUUGAUUGCUAGGCAAAGGAGAAAGAUGAACAAUCUCCAGAGUUCUCUGAAGUCAAUAAGAUGGAAACAAAAGGAAGAGAAGGCUGCAUUAGAUGCAAAAUGCAAAAAGGUUAGCAGCCAUAUAAAUGAUAAUGCCAAGAAGCGAAUGGAACUUAUGGAGGAGGAGAACAAAUUGGAUGUGGAAUUACGGGGUAAGUACACAGAAAUGGAAGAGUUGAGGAGGCAGGAAGAAACUCAACAACAAAAACUUGUAAAAGCUAGGGAGGAACUUGCUAUUGCUGAACUUGAACUUGAGGAGAUGGUCCCUUAUGUAGCUCCUAAGGAUGAGCUUGUAAGCAUUCUUAUGUCCUUAAUUAUAUCAUUCACAUUUUUGUUUAAAAUGUUUUUCAUACAUUAUCACUAUAAAUACCAUGCUAUAAGCUAA
This is a messenger RNA of Cajanus cajan (pigeon pea), 549 nucleotides long. The record is from RefSeq and is a predicted model, not a curated record. NCBI's taxonomy places the organism in Eukaryota, Viridiplantae, Streptophyta, Magnoliopsida, Fabales, Fabaceae.